AUGCGUCGCGACUCGGCCUCGUCCAACGGCAAGCCAUCGGUGCUGCGAAGGCUCAGCACCCUCGUCGGGCCUCAUGGCCACUCGCGUUCUAGCUCCCAGUCGCAAGCCAAUUCGCAAGCCCACCACCGGGAUCCCGUCUCGCCAAAGGCAAAGGCCGUCUGGCUCGACUGCGACCCGGGCCACGACGAUGCCAUCGCGCUGCUGAUGGCGCUCCACCAUCCCGACCUCAACCUGCUCGGCGUAUCCACCGUGGCCGGCAACGCGGGCGGUAAGGACACGUUCCUCAACGCUGUCAAGCUCAUGGCCGCCUACAGGGCAUCGCCGGACAUCCCCGUCAUUCGCGGCUCCGACUCGCCCCUGGUCAGGCAGGUCAAGGUCGACGUCGGCAUCCACGGAGCCGAUGGCCUCGGCGGUGUUCAGGGCCUCCCUCCGCUCAGCUCGCCCCUCUGCCAGCCUUGGCUCUUCCCUUCCUACCCGAAAACGAGCUCCCCCACCAAUGCACCCGAGCCUUCCCUCUUCCUCUACACGCUCUCGACCAUCAUCACCGAAAGGCUAAGCAGCGGAAAGUCGCCGAUCCACCUGGCUGUCACCGGGCCCAUGACCAACGUCGCCCUCUUCCUCAAGUGCUACCCGCAUCUGAUCAAGGGCAUCGCACAGAUUGUCCUCAUGGGAGGAGCCGCGGGCGUGCGCGGCAACCGUGGCGCACUUGCUGAGUUCAACAUCCUGAAUGACCCCGAGGCCGCCUCGAUCGUCUUCAACACCGACAUCAAGGUCGUCAUGGCCGGCCUCAAUGUUACGCACCAGGCCAUCUUCACAGCGGAACUUCACGAUCGCCUGCUCCGGACCCGCAUCGUCUCUCCCAGCUCCUCGCGAAGGCAGUCGAAGCUGCUCAGCUCGUCGGGCCGCUCGUCCCCCACCAACGCGUCGCCCCUGGCCUCGCCGGCAGGCGCGCCUCUGAGCCUCAGCGUCUCGCCCUCGAGCGGACCCAGCGACCUCAAGAGGAUGCUCAGCUCGACGCUCACCUUCUUUGCCAAGACCUACGCGUCCGAGUUCGGCUUCGGCCGAGGGCCCCCGGUGCACGACAUGCUUGCGAUCGCCUACAUCAUCGAUCCCACCGUGUUUCACCGCCGUGUGCCUUCGCCCGGAGACGUCCCGAACCACUCGAUGUUUGAUGCGGACCCGCAUGCCAACAAGGACCUCUACCACGACGCCGCGCAGCAGCCAAACGCGGAGAUCCCCAACGCCCUCGGCUUCCACGCCGGCUCGCCCACCGCCGCGACGGGGCCGGCAGGAACCGAGGCCGCGCCGAAAACGACGGUGAGCGGGCCGAGCAGCGACGGAUCGGAUCGCGCCAACAGCCCCGAACUCUCGCGGAAAGCCUCGUCCAAGGGGGGCACGAGCCCGACCACCGCACCCGCUCUGCCGUUCGGGUCCAGUUCGCAGGCGCCCAAGCGCUACCGCGUCGACGUCGAGUGCAACGACGGCCUCGCCCUCGGCGCGACGGUCGUCGACUUCUGGGGCGACCGUGUCGAGCACGACGGGUGGGGGCGGGGCGGCAGGAACGUCGAGGUGCUCGAAAACCUCGACUGCCCGCGGCUGUGGGACAUGUUUUUCGAAGUCGUCGAGAGGGCCGAGGCGCACAUUGGCGCCUGCAUCGUGCGCGAAGGGAUCGAGGGCCUCUCGACGUCGUCGUCAUCGUCGACGGCGGCGGCGGCGACGGCGGCGGCGGCCAACGACCGGAACGAGAAGGUCGCUGCGGCCCUCGCCAACGGACAGGGGCAGCAGACCAGAGGCGAACCGCCGCAGCAGCUCAACGGAAACGCUUUUUUCGCGCCGCGAGCUGCGCCGGCGCACGAGGCAGAGACGCCGACGGCCAUGGCGGCCUAA
Molecule: messenger RNA, 1887 nt
Organism: Pseudozyma flocculosa PF-1
Lineage: Eukaryota; Fungi; Basidiomycota; Ustilaginomycetes; Ustilaginales; Ustilaginaceae
Exons: 2
Coding region: 1-1887 (628 amino acids)
Biological process (GO): purine nucleoside catabolic process
Cellular component (GO): cytosol
Molecular function (GO): purine nucleosidase activity
Source: RefSeq, a predicted model, not a curated record